This is a messenger RNA of Astyanax mexicanus (Mexican tetra), 3092 nucleotides long. RefSeq names its product neuronal pentraxin-1. The transcript is spliced from 5 exons. Lineage: Eukaryota; Metazoa; Chordata; Actinopteri; Characiformes; Acestrorhamphidae. The coding region runs from base 508 to 1794 and encodes 428 amino acids. The record is from RefSeq and is a predicted model, not a curated record.
AGAGAAGGCACGCGCAGUUCUUCAGUGCAGCUGAACCGGGUUCAUGCGUGGAGAUCAAUCAGCUUUAGAGGAGUUUUAAAGAGCUCACGCGCUGGAAGAAAAAAGACGUUCAGAGACAGUUUGGCCGGCAGAACCGAAGCUCGUCGUUGGCGGACAGCUCCGCGGUGCUGAAAACUUAGUUGGAGUAGUGGACCGUGGAUAGUGGACAGCUCCAGGGUGCUGAAACUGAAUCAGAUUAGAGGAUCUAGCAGUUUGAGUAGUGUGAAUAGCACAGUUUCUUGCAGAUUUGUCACACAGUCUAGUCUAGUUUCAGUGCAACAGCCUCUGUUGUCAUAACUCGUACAGUUUGCUGGACAGCUCGUGGGACGUUGUUGGAAAAGAUUCUGAUUCUGAGAGGACACAGCUUUCAAUUCACUGGACAGCUUGAUGGUGCUGAACCCAGAAACUGAUCACUGAUUACUGAAAAGGAAGCUAAAAACAGAGUCUUCUUACACUGUGUUCCUCGUCAUGCUCGCAAAGAAGAUGGAGCGAAUCUCUUGGACACUUUUCCUACUCGCUCUCUUCGUCCCCGAGGGCGGUGCGCAAGACUUUGGGCAGACGCAGUUCAUCUGCACCUCGGUGCCGAAGGACAUGGACCUGUGCGCCGCCACCAUGCAGAACAGUGGACCGGCCGAGGACCUGAAGACCACCGUGAUGCAGCUGAGGGAAACGGUGCUGCAGCAGAAGGAGACCAUCAUGAACCAGAAGGAGACCAUCCGGGAGCUGACGAGCAAACUGAACCGGUGUGAGAGCCAGAGCGCUCCCGAGCCCGGGACAGGGGGCAGGAGGAAAGAGCAGGGCAAGAACACCAUGGGGGACGUGUCCCGAGGAGCCAGCGACACUUUAGCUCAGCUGGGGCAGACUUUAGCCACUCUCAAGCAGAGGCUGGAGAACUUGGAGCAGUACAGCCGGAGUAACGGCACAACGCAAGCCAACAGCCUGAAGGAUCUGCUGCAGAACAAGAUCGACGACAUGGAGAAACAGGUGCUGUCCCGUGUCAACACACUGGAGGGGGGCAAACCGGGCCAGAAAAACGACACAGAUCAGAGGAACCGAGUGGAGUCUACUCUCACCACUCUACACCACCGCAUCACCGAUCUGGAAAAAGGAACGAAAGGAAAUAAGCUGCAGGAUAAGUUCCAGCUGACCUUUCCAUUGCGCACAAACUACAUGUACGCUAAAGUGAAGCGCAGCCUGCCGGAGAUGUACGCCUUCACCCUCUGCCUGUGGAUCAAGUCCAACGCCUCCCCUGGGGUGGGCACGCCCUUCUCCUACGCCGUCCCGGGACAGGCCAAUGAGCUGGUGCUCAUAGAGUGGGGCAACAACCCAAUGGAGAUCCUCAUCAACGACAAGGUGGCCAAACUCCCUUUCCUCAUCAAUGAUGGAAAAUGGCAUCACAUGUGCAUCACGUGGACCACACGGGACGGGAUGUGGGAGGCGUUCCAGGAUGGUGUUCUGCGCGGGAGCGGAGAGAAUCUGGCUCCGUAUCACCCUAUUAAACCACAUGGGGUGCUUGUGCUGGGCCAGGAGCAGGACACACUGGGAGGAGGUUUCGAUGCCACGCAGGCGUUUGUAGGAGAGCUGGCCAACUUCAACAUCUGGGACAAGAAGCUGUCGUCCUCAGAGAUCUACAGCCUGGCCACCUGUAACAGCAGAGCACCGUCCGGUAACGUGCUGUCCUGGGCCGAGGGCAACAUCGACGUGUUCGGCGGAGCCACUAAGUGGACUUUCGAGCCUUGCCGUCAGCCCAACUGAACUGCAGCCUGAAAAAAAAAAAAAAACAGAAAAAAAACAAACAAAGCUGAUCCGAGACCCAAACCCUCGUUACCUUUCUUGCUUUCGUCUUUCUUGUCUUCAUUUUGAUGUUGAUAAAAACGAGAUCAAAAGAGAACAGUCCUUUAAUAAAUUGAAUAAGAGUUAAUAAGAUCAAGGAUUUCUAUCAGUACUUAAAUAUUUAUGUACGAAAAGACGAAAAACGCAUUGUCGCAUCAUUUGUUGUUGGAAAGCGCAGUGAGACAGUUGCUAAUAUGUUGCUGUUGGUUGCUUUUUUUAUAUAAAAAGAAAAACUGAGUUUUUUUGUUUUUUUCUUUUCUUCAUUUUAUUCUUCCUCACGAUUUGCACUAGAUGGGUUUUUUUCAUUCACUUUGUUUUAAUUUUUUUCUCCUCUCGGUUCUUGAAUGUGUCUAAAAAAGUGGAUUUUGAAGUUUGAAGUGCUUUCGAGUUGGAGAGAGUUUGGGCUGUUGAGUGAGUUGAACUGGGAUCGCACUGGAUUCCUGCACUCUGACUUUUUUACAGUGAUGGAAGAACUAGAACUGAUCUGAUCUGACCCUCCGUGUCUUCAGGACGGUGAUAGAUGGUGAACAUCUGAAGAACGGUUUUGGGUCAUAAAUGUUUGAAGGACAUCGCCUGACGUUCAGUAUCUGAAGGACUUUGAUGGUCAACGUCUAAAGGAAAGUGCUUUUCCACAAACGCCUGAGGCACAGUUUGUGAUGCUCAACAUCUUAAGGGACGUUGACGGACGGCCUACGUCUGAAGGACGUUCAUUGCGAGAGGUUCAACGAGUUCAACAGAUGUUUUCUGGACACCGUUCGAACUGCCAACACACUUAAUUAAAGGACGCCUGAGUGCCUUGGGCUGGAGCGACGACUCAGCACGCAUGAGCACAAUCUCACACAGUUGCACACACAAACACACACACACACACAUUACACAUUACACACAUGCACAACCUUUUCCAUGCGCUUUACUCAUCCUGCCACUUUAUCUCUCUGCUUUCCAUGGGCCACUCCUCUUUCUGUUCGAGUAAUCGUGUUAAACAGCGCUGUGUUCAGGUCCUGGCAGGUGUGUGUACUCUGUAAUAGGAAUGUUAUCUGUAUCGUAACAGCAUGAAUGACCAAAAUGCUGCAGCAACAACAAGAAGCAUCGUCAUCUGCUUUUCCUCUGGUUCGGGUUGGGUUUUUUCUACUGUAUUGUUAUAUGCUGAAAGCAUGGCACCAUUGAGAGAUGAUAAAAGAUCUAAUUUUUGUAAUAAAAUUGUGAUAUCUUAUGAUAAA